CGCCGCCGCACACAUCACACUACAGCUCGUCGACGAACCGACACGACAGUCGUCGCGAAAGCACACACGCCGUCAGACGUCUCUCCUCUUGCAACAGCCUAACAUAAUAAUAUAUAUUAUAUAUAAUUAAAAACAAUAAUACGAUAACGCGAUCACACAUUGUACGCGAUCGCGCAGAAACCGGCGGCGACACAGUUUUUAAUAUCUCGGCACGGCGUCUCGUAUACACCGGUGAGAGGAGAGAAGGAAUACACUGUUUAUACAUACAGCACACACACACACACGCACACACACGGAGCGGACACUCUGCAGGACGACCGCGACGCCGGAAGAUGAUGUGCGUGGACAUUGGUGAAUUAUAGUGUGAUCGAUAUAUCACUAUAACACGAUAUACCGCUCGAUAUAUGGAACCGGGAGUAUCGUCGAACCACCGAAGACAUUCUCCAAAACGUUUCUUUUGGCGGACAUGAGCGGUUGAGCUUGGACGCUUUACACUCACAAACACGCACACGUCCCGUGCCGGAUAGAACACGAUUCGCGCACCCGACUGCAAGAGGAGCAGCGACAGCCGACUUCUCCGCACGAUCACGCGACAGAUAACAAUAUGGCAGCUUUUCAAUGGAUAACAGCCUUAACGGUGUUCCAACUGCUGACAAGCAGUUUUUGCCUGGAAAACGGUUUAGCCAGGACACCUCCUAUGGGAUGGUUAGCGUGGGAAAGAUUUAGAUGCAAUACCGAUUGCAAAAACGAUCCUGACAAUUGUAUAAGCGAGAAACUCUUUAGGACCAUGACAGACCUUGUGAUAUCCGAAGGGUACGCUGCUGUCGGCUACGAGUACAUAAACGUGGACGACUGUUGGUUAGACUUUGCAAGGUCGUACGAUGGUAGGCUACAACCUGAUGCCAAACGGUUCCCCAGAGGAAUGGCUGACCUAUCCGAAUACAUCCAUUCGCGAGGACUGAAGUUCGGAAUUUAUGAAGACUACGGUAACUUCACGUGUGCUGGCUACCCGGGAAUCUUGGGAUCUCUCGAAGUGGACGCGUUUACGUUCGCUGAAUGGAACGUGGAUUUCGUCAAACUGGACGGCUGUUAUUCGCUACCCAAAGACAUGGACCAAGGUUAUAGCGAAUUCGGCUACCACCUGAACAAAACUGGCAGAGCCAUGGUGUACUCGUGCAGUUGGCCAGUUUACCAGACCUACGCGGGAUUACAACCCAAUUAUUCGGCUAUAACAUCGAGAUGCAACUUGUGGAGAAACUUUGACGAUAUCCAAGACUCGUGGGCUAGCGUGGAGAGUAUCAUUGACUACUACGGUGACAACCAAGACAUUAUCGCUGCAAAUGCAGCCCCCGGACAUUGGAACGAUCCAGACAUGUUGAUCAUUGGAAACUUUGGUUUGAGCUACGAACAGAGCAAGGUACAGAUGGCCAUAUGGGCUAUACUCGCAGCUCCGUUGCUCAUGUCAGUCGACUUGAGGACCAUUAGACCCGAGUACAAAGCGAUAUUACAAAACAAAAAAAUCAUAGCCAUCGAUCAAGACAAAUUGGGAAUUCAGGGCCGCAGGAUUUACAAGCACAAAGGCAUCGAAAUAUGGGCUCGGCCGGUUACACCAAUUUUCGAGAACUACUUCUCUUACGCACUCGCCUUCGUCAACCGCAGGACUGACGGUACGCCGUCCGACGUGGCUGUGGCGUUGCAUGAAAUGGGUCUGCUGUCACCCACAGGAUACAGAAUACAAGAUUUGUACGAAGACGUCGACUACGGGGUACUGUCUCCACAGACAAAGAUCAAGGUCAAAGUGAAUCCCACCGGUGUGGUCAUAUUGAAAGCGGACGUCCAACAGAACUUGAUAAAGCAAAACUUCUACAAACCUUACAAUCCGUUCACGCAAGUAUAUCCGCUAAGGACGAUCAACGAUUUUGUGAAAAAAUGAAACCCGAAUCAUACCGACGAGACGCGCUGAUUCAGCAAUAAUAUC
This is a messenger RNA of Rhopalosiphum maidis (corn leaf aphid), 1978 nucleotides long. Its product is annotated as alpha-N-acetylgalactosaminidase. The record is from RefSeq and is a predicted model, not a curated record. Gene Ontology annotation, biological process: glycosylceramide catabolic process; oligosaccharide metabolic process; glycoside catabolic process. The transcript is spliced from 10 exons. Lineage: Eukaryota; Metazoa; Arthropoda; Insecta; Hemiptera; Aphididae. Gene Ontology annotation, cellular component: cytoplasm. Bases 605 to 1933 code for a protein of 442 amino acids. Gene Ontology annotation, molecular function: alpha-galactosidase activity.